AUGCUGUUUACUGCAAUAUAUCAAUAUAAUCCUGGGUCACCAAGUAAUGGUGAGUGUUGUGGUCCUCAGCCCAGUGUGUUACUGGUGGUGGUGAUGGUGAUGGUGGGGAAAUCUCUCGCUGACGAUUAUGAUCGCUACGCUCCACCAGGACAUCACCCACGCUACGAACAGGAAGGCAUGCCAUACAACUUCCAAUACGGCGUCAAGGACGACUACUCCGGCAAUGACUUUGGUCAAACCGAGCAAUCUGAUGGAGACACUGUCUCAGGCUCCUACACCGUCCAGCUCCCAGACGGCCGCAAACAGACGGUGAAUUAUGUUGCCGAGGACGACGACGGGUAUAAGGCGGAGGUCAGAUAUGAGGGCGAGGCCCAGUACCCCCACGAGUAUGGUCCAGCAGUUACCUUCAAGCCCCAAUACCAGCCCUCAUACUAUCCCGAACCCUCAUACAAGCCCCAGCCCUCAUACCAGCCCCAGCCCUCAUACAAGCCCCAGCCCUCAUACAAGCCCCAGCCCUCAUACCAGCCCCAGCCCUCAUACAAGCCCCAGCCCUCAUACCAGCCCCAGCCCUCAUACAAGCCCCAGCCCUCCUACGAUUCUGAGGAAUCUUACCCAUGAAAACUGUGGCAUAGGUACCAGUAAUGAUAAUUACCGGAAACUUGAAUUCUGUGUAAGUUGUUCUAAUAAAAUCUAAUUGAAAUUAAUGGCUUUGGUGUACCGAAAACGCAAUAACCUAUUGUUGAGAACGUUAAUGUAUUUUUUAUAUUUUUUAACGUAAUCAAGGAAAACACCCAGGAUGUGACAUCUGCGCGCGAUUCUCAUUGUUUAAUGACAAUAUUAAAAUGUUAACUUUCAUACGGCAAAUGUAACACUGAAAUACGAAAAAUGGGUCGAGUGCAUAAACACAACAAUUUGAAUCUAUUUAACAAUGUAGUACUUUAGCGCCAGUCAUCUGAAGUUCGCCCCUGGUACUAAAAGGACAGCUUUCAAAGGUUCACGUCAUCCUCAACAUUUCGUGGAUAUUACCUGAAUCUGAUUGAAUCAAUUGUGAAGGUUUAUACCGAAUUUCAUUAUAUUCCUCACACGCACCAUAAUUAUCCUAUUUAAAAAAGAGUCUUAAAUUUUCCGUCUUCUCAUUCUGCUUGAAACUCUGAAGCAGUAGUUAUAAGAAAGAAAUCCUUAGAGUUAUGUGAAAAUCUUUUAUUAACUAGGUGGCGUUUCAGAUUUACCGUUGCAUUUUAUCCUUGAAUGAAACAGGGAACUUGUCAUUGAUGAGCAUCUCCAUCUUCUCUUGACUCAUAAAAGGCGACUGCCAUUUCAAUAAAUCACUGAACUAUAUGUUUAACAGAUCUCUAACCCUGUCCAUGGAGGACAGAAGAAAAAAUGUAUAUAUGAUGGUUAGUAUUGUAAAUGUGUGGCCACGUCUGUGGUAGAAAAUGCUAAUAAUAAAAAUAAUACCAGCUGCCGGUGUAUGCACACCUCAGGUCACGGCGGUUUCCACUGAACGUAAUAAUAAACAAGUAAAAGAAGCCAAGUAUUUUAUAUUGAAAACUAUGUUCAUGUAUUUGACCCCCGAGGGAGGGGCAUAGUUUAUUAAGUUUUUGUUUACAACUGAUAAGUAAUAUACUUAUAAUCGUCAGAUUACCCUCAUUUUUUAUGGAAAGUCUUGCCAGAUUACUGGAAUAUUUUUAGGGCUAUUCAAUUGUUUAUAUUUUCAUUUUUCGACUCUUUGCGUCCGGCUGGAAGCGUACCCCUAGAGUAAGAGAGCGUUGGGUAUAGGGGGUAUUCCUAGCUCACCGCCAGUUCCAGAUGUUAUAGAAACUGCGUCUGAGGGCACCACUGAGAAAGUCCCACUGAGAAAGUCCAUUGUAUCUGUCAAACAUA
Procambarus clarkii (red swamp crayfish) is the source of this 1884-nucleotide messenger RNA. Its product is annotated as cuticle protein 7-like. The record is from RefSeq and is a predicted model, not a curated record. Gene Ontology annotation, cellular component: extracellular matrix. Lineage: Eukaryota; Metazoa; Arthropoda; Malacostraca; Decapoda; Cambaridae.